Messenger RNA from Emiliania huxleyi CCMP1516, 1167 nucleotides. RefSeq lists its product as hypothetical. Bases 1 to 1167 code for a protein of 388 amino acids. Gene Ontology annotation, cellular component: nucleus; cytoplasm; CCR4-NOT complex. The record is from RefSeq and is a predicted model, not a curated record. Gene Ontology annotation, biological process: nuclear-transcribed mRNA poly(A) tail shortening. NCBI's taxonomy places the organism in Eukaryota, Haptophyta, Isochrysidales, Noelaerhabdaceae. Gene Ontology annotation, molecular function: poly(A)-specific ribonuclease activity. The transcript has 5 exons.
AUGGGCGUUAUCGCAAAGGGCGCGGCGCUCGACGCGUGCCUGUCGCGGCUCUCUGUCCUCUCGUACAACCUGCUCGCGCCCCUGUACGUGCGGCCGGUCGACGAACGCACUGGCAGCGUGCAGGCGUUCGCGGCGUUCGAGUGGGCGGAGCCGGCGGCCCAGCGGCUGGAUUGGGCCGUGAGGCGGCCACGGUUGCGAGCGGAGCUGCAGGCGUCGCGAGCCGACGUCAUCUGCCUGCAGGAGGUGCAGUACGAGGCGGGCGCGGACGGCGUCUUUGCGCUGCCCGACUGGCUGCGGCUCGACGGCUACGCGCUGCACGUGCCGCCGCAGCGCGACCUGGCGGAGAUCGCGAGCCGAAACCUCCGCGUGCUGCGGCACGAGGUCGCCGUCGGAAACGCCGUGCUUGUGCGCUCGGACCGGCUCUGCGUGCUCGACGACGGGAAGAGGAGCUCGAACACACGCGUGCAGGUCGUUGUGCGCGGGCGCGAGGGCGGCGCCAUCGCCGCUCUUGGCCCGACGGCGGUGGCGAGUGUGCACUUGGACGCGACGGACGAGGCGAAGCGUGUCAAGGCGUUUGCGCGCUGCGUGGAGCAGGCGAGUGCGUUCGGCACACGCGAGCUGAUUGUGUGCGGCGACAUGAACACCGAGUGCCUGCCCGGCUCUUGCGUCGGCGCGUUUGCGGCCGCGGCGGCGCAGCCCUCCCCAGAGGACAUCGCGAGGGAGCUGCGUCCCGCGAGGCGGCGCGAGGGGCCUUGCGUUGAGUGGGCGCUCGACCACAUCUUCUACACGCCGCGCACGCUGCAGCUCGCCGAGCGGCUCGUCGAGGACAGAGCGGCCUCGCUGCAGGCGGACGUCGACGCGCUGCAGGCGCGGCAGGCGGAGGCGCGAGCGGCUCUGGCGGCGACGAUUUCCGCGGAGGAGCGGGAGCUCGCCUCGGACUCGGUCGGCAAGAGGCGAAGGAAGAAGGCGCCUCCGUCGGCGGCGAUGCAGGCCUUCCUGCGCUCGCGCCGCGAGCGCGAGAAGGGCAUCAAGGCGGAGCAGCGGCGGGAGCGGGAGGGCUUCCUCGCCUCGCUCGACGAGCUGCAGUGCGACGCCCUCGGCGAACGGGUAGACUGCAAGCCGGCCGAGUGGGCGGAGCGCGGAGCCGCAGCAACCCAGUCGGGCUGA